Molecule: messenger RNA, 3958 nt
Organism: Xiphias gladius (swordfish)
Lineage: Eukaryota; Metazoa; Chordata; Actinopteri; Istiophoriformes; Xiphiidae
Gene: snx19a
Product: sorting nexin 19a
Exons: 11
Coding region: 1-2739 (912 amino acids)
Cellular component (GO): intracellular membrane-bounded organelle; early endosome membrane
Molecular function (GO): phosphatidylinositol binding
Source: RefSeq, a predicted model, not a curated record
AUGCCUUCCUUAAAGAGCUCUAAUCACUGGACUUUAUCAGAGUUACUUGGGCAGCGGAGGCUGUUAGGGCUCGGAGCUCUGCUGGCAUGGCUUGUCCUCUUCCAUCUCCUUGUGAACGUUUGGCUCCUCUGCAUUUUCACCAGUCUCUUGGUGGUCCUCGGGGGUUGGCUCGGGUCCCGUGCCGUACUGGAUGCAAACAGCCUUCUCCACUUGGAACAUUUUUUUCCUCUUGGCACAGUUAAUCCACCACUGUAUUCCCCUGAACAUGAGUGGAGGUUGAACCAUGAGAUCAACAGUGCUGUCCACAAAGCAGUGCGUGACUUUGUGUCCUCAUGGUAUCGUACCCUGCUGCCAGAGGUGGAGGGGGAGUUUGAACAUGCAGUGCGUCAUUCAAUGUUGGAGUCAGUGAUGGAGCUGAAGGAGCGUGCGCGGCGAGUGGACAGAAAAGCGCUGGUUCAACGGCUGCUAGAGCUGUACGGUUGUCAUCUGCAGAGCUACAUCACUGCAAGACAGAUACGGUCAACACAGAGGGAGGGUAUUAGCCUCUGGCAGCUCUACAGGGAAGUAGAUGCCCCCCAUCCAGCUGUGAGCAAUGCAGCCGCUGAGCUCAGCUACUCAAGAGCUCUUGUUAACCUCGUCUUACAUGUGCUUGUUCCAUACCCUCAGAUGGAAACCAGGACUGGAGGUUACAUGGUUACAGAACUCAUCACCUGCAAUGUGCUGUUGCCGCUCAUAAGCAGGGUGUCGGAUCCUGACUGGCUGAACCAGACCAUUGUAGACAUAUUUACCAGGUCCCGAGAACCACAGGAAGUCAAUGUGAACGAGCUCCCGGCAGCUGCACUAUACCGAUGUCAGAUCCAGCAGGAGUCCUGGACCACCUGCAGGUCAAUGUCUUCUUCUGAACAAGCAGGCCUCACCAGCAGAAGCGCUUCUGACCUUGAUGAUCUACAGAGCCAGAGUACGACCUGUGAGAGGGACUCUUCACAGAGCAGCAUGGUUAGCCUGACGUCUGUGGAGAAAUUACAAAGUCGCCAUGCAGGUUUGCUCACACCAUGCAAAGUGAACUGCUGUUCAAUCAUGUCCGACCAUUACUCCCGGUCCCCGGAGUCCAAAAGGAUUUCACUGGACUCCCUCAUUCAAUCAGACUCAGAAGAUGACCUGACAGGAGGUUUUUGUGACUGUGGUCCUCCAACGAACUUCUGCAAUGUGAGCACUUUCAAGGAUGAUGAAGCCUUCAGCUGCUUCGCUCCUCUGAAAAAUCUUCAGUCGAAGGUGGUUGUGCCUGAGGACUCCCAGUGGCCAGCAGGUAUAGCCCAAGAGAAAUCCCCAUCGUGUCCUCCAAGAAGACUUUGUCUAACCUCCUACAACUUUGAGACUCCCAACAACCAAACUGCACCUGUGCAUAUCCAGAAUGUACACAUUUCUGGUACUGUCACUGCAAAGGAGCAGCGUGGCACUGGCACGCAUCCCUAUACUCUCUACACUGUGAAGUUUGAGACAGUGGCUGAAACAGAAAACGGUGCGACUCUGCAAUCGGUGGCCUGUCACGCUGUCAACCGGAGAUACAGCGAGUUCCUCAACUUGCAGACGCGUUUAGAGGAGAAGCCUGAAGUUAAGAAAUUAAUCAAGAAUGUCAAAGGCCCGAAGAAAAUGUUCCCUGACCUUCCAUUUGGCAAUGCAGACAAUGAGAGGGUUGAAGCCCGUAAAAGCCAACUGGAUACAUUCAUUAAACAAUUAAGCAGCAUUCCUGAGACAGCCAACAGUGAGGACAUGCAGGAGUUUCUGGCUGUCAACACAGAUCUUUGCACAUAUUUUGGAAGAAAGCCUUUUGUCAAGUCAAGAAUUGAUAAGAUGAUGGAAAAUGCUUUAGACACACUGAAGACAGCUUUCCCUCAUCCUGAGCCCCUCAGUCCAACAGAGGACCUUGAGGGAGAUCCUGAUGGGAGAGCGAUGGACAACAGAAAGUACAGGAGGCUUAUGUUCCCAAACAAAAUUUCCCCAUCCCUCAAUAUACCUGACCUACAUCCUAAAGUGACAUACUGCUUUAGUGAAGGCAGCACUGUCCUCAAUGGCAUGUCGCUGUGUGGCCUGGAGAGCUUUGUCAAAGAGCAGGAAAGACUUUUAUCUGGGCAGAAUGGGAAAGAGGCAGCCAAGCAGAGCUGUGAACAGCCCCACAAAGACAAGAAGACUUCAGGGAAAACUCUCGGGACAGACACGGCUGUGGCAGAUGUUGCAUUGAACAUCCUGUGUCUGCUGAUGAAGGACCAGUGGAGUUGGCUGUGCACUGAGAAUAUACAGAAGACCAUCAGACUGCUCUUUGGCACCUUCAUUGAGAGAUGGUUGGACGUAGGAGUUGCCUACCUCACCAGUGCCCCCUGCUGGGUGAUUUAUCUACAAGUGCUGCAGGAAGCUGUGUGGCCGGGAGGCACACUACCUACUCAUCCACGGCCGGAGCGAAGUGCUGCAGAAAGAGAGGAAACUAAGGAGCAGUGUCUGGACUGUCUAAUGCAGCUGCUCCCAGAGCUCAUCACUGACAUGCUUGGCAGUGAGAAGUACAGACUGAGCUUGGAGACCAUGCUGGAGUCUUUACAGAACCAUCAGAUAAACAAGCAUCUGAUCUACUGCAUCUGUGACCUGCUGCUGGAGUUUCUGAUCCCUGAGUCGUGUGACGAGGCCUUCCAGAGGUCUCUGCUGCAGAGCCUGGCUAAAGACACAGAGAGGGACAAUCCUCACUUAUGAUUAGUACAUGAUAGCACUCUGAUGCCUCACAUCUGGAAGCAAUUGAUGGAUGAUGUGCAAUUAAUGUAUAUAAGUGUUGUGAUGAGUUCAAAAUUGUCUGUAGUCACUAGAUUCUAUGGGGGGAUGGCAAAGAAUAAGAGCAGUCAUUAUCUGGUUGAUCAGCGGUCGAAGGGUGCUUGUUCAGGGAUUUAUAAUAAACUUCUCUACCUUGUGACUUACUGUAACAUAAAAAUGAGAAGUCUGUAUAAGGACUUUACUCUGGCCUAUAUUUUUUGUCAUCUGAUGGCUGGUAUCUCACACUUCUCAAUGCAGUCAGUGCCUAUAGCUGAGCACUGUGAUACCUAUCAGUGAAAUCAGCUGUGUGGGGGAGGGACCUAAGUUAUAAAUGGUUUCGAUCCUGUCAGUUUCACAAAGACCCCCUGAGGAAGGUCUGUAGGGACUGAGACCUUAGACUGAUGUGCUGAUUUGUAGACUGAUGUCCUGAAUCAAUAAAUGUAAGAGCAGUGUGUGGGAUUCCCCAUCUCUUCAAGACAAAUACAUACAAUGGUCCUAAGAUUUUACGUUUAGCUCCUUCCUUGAAUUCCAAAGCUGUCUCAAUGAUAGUGUUGUGUUAGUGGAUGUGUUUUAUAGUAUUUAUUCCUCCUUUUCCAUAAAAUUAUGAGUAUUUUCAACCUGCUCCAGCUUUUAUGAGCAGCUUUAUUCCAUUGGUCAUGCACGCACGUUCUCACUGAUGAGGUUCAGUUUAUACCUUCUCUGAGAAACCAGCCCCAGAGUGUUGGUUGUACUGUAACUUUUAACUUGUGGUUUAAAGUUUGAUUGACAUAUAUUACAUUAUCUGGAUUUUGAGAGGCACUAUGUAAGGUCAUCGUGUAGACUGCACACUUGUAGUAAGUUCACAUUUUAUGAGCAACCAUGGAGGUAGUGUUUGCACAUUGCUGCUCAGGUGACAUUUUAUUUUUUUGAACGCAAUUGUUUUUACAAUAAAAUUGUACAUAGUGUAGCUUUAAGGUGAAACUUUAAAAUUGGAUUGUCAUGCUAAGACUUUGUCCUGGCACUGACAGUGAUGUUUUCAACAACAACUGACCAACAUGAUAACAUGGUCUGGACUUGCUUUUACCUAAUAGUCUUUGGGAACCAUGCUUGAAUGAAGACCGUAAUAUUAAGAGCACUAUUCCAUGUAUGAAAAGAGCGUAAGAUUUGACACAUGUACUUUAAAUAA